AUGAAAAUAAACAGUUACGAUCUUGUGAUCCUUCAUGCAGGACCUGUGAGAAAUCUGCUAAAGUGUGUACUUCAUGCCCAGAAGGAAAUUUUCUUAUCCACGACACGUGUGUCUCUCAGUGCCCUCAACAAACUUUUGCCGAUGUUGAAAGUGGAAAGUGCGAGAUGUGCAUGGACAGUUGCGAGGUGUGCUCCGACCUCUGGCACUGCCAGAAGUGUCAGGUUGAACAAGACCAGCCCUUCUUUCUCCACAAAGGCAGAUGCUUACAGGAAUGCCCUGAGGGAUACUUUAAUGAUUCUGGGACUUGCAAGGAAUGCAGUGAAUCCUGUAAGACAUGCAUGGGAAAUGCCACCAAAUGCCAGUCCUGUAAAAGUCCUUUGCUUCUGGAGCAGUGGGAAUGUAAACCUACCUGUUCAGAGAGACAUUUUGCCUUUGAUGGAAUCUGUAAACACUGCCCUGAAAUGUGUCAGGAGUGUAUUCACAGUGAAACAUGCAAAGAAUGCAUGGAUGAGUUCCUCCUGCACAAAGGGAAUUGUGUGGAGGACUGCCCUUCCCGCUUCUAUGCUGAAGACAAACACUGCUUUCCCUGCCAUAAAGACUGCAAGGAUUGUGAUGGACCAGACUCAGAUGACUGUACUGAGUGUGCCAUCAGCUACUUUGUCCUCUACGGUGGCAUGUGUUUUGAAAAUUGUCCCGAAGGGACUUAUUAUGAAAAAGAGACAGAAGAUUGUCAAGCAUGCAAUAGGACAUGCCAGACUUGUUCGUCUUCUACUGCCUGCCUUACUUGCAGAAAUGGCCUGACCCUGAGCCACAACGGGCACUGUGUGGCAUCUGGAUACUGUUCUCGUACUGAGUACUAUGACCAGAAAACUCAGACCUGCAAGCUUUGUCAUAAGAAAUGCUUUCGUUGCUCAGGACCAACUGAACACCAGUGUCUUGGCUGUGCAAAUAACCGCUAUCUUCUCA
Oxyura jamaicensis (ruddy duck) is the source of this 966-nucleotide messenger RNA. RefSeq names its product proprotein convertase subtilisin/kexin type 5-like. NCBI's taxonomy places the organism in Eukaryota, Metazoa, Chordata, Aves, Anseriformes, Anatidae. The record is from RefSeq and is a predicted model, not a curated record. The transcript is spliced from 5 exons. The annotation marks the transcript as partial.